Messenger RNA from Hyposmocoma kahamanoa, 986 nucleotides. Its product is annotated as transmembrane inner ear expressed protein. The record is from RefSeq and is a predicted model, not a curated record. The coding region runs from base 1 to 519 and encodes 172 amino acids. The transcript has 4 exons. NCBI's taxonomy places the organism in Eukaryota, Metazoa, Arthropoda, Insecta, Lepidoptera, Cosmopterigidae.
AUGGAUACAUUUCUGUCUGAAGAGCCAGAGUGGCUUGAAAGAAAUGUAUUCGGAGAAAUGAGGUUCUGGCAAGUCAUGUUCCUUUGCUUUGCUGGUGUUACUGCACUCAUCGUGAUGGCAUGCUGCUGUUUCCGUUUCCGGAUUCCACGCACGAAACAGCAGAUCGAGGCGGAUUACCAGAGACGGAAGAUCACCACAAAGUUUCGUCAACGGCUGGAGAGCAUAGAGGACACAAAGAUGGACGCCAUGUCGCUCAAUGAUGCCCUGGAACUGUUGUACGAGAAGAAAAGAGCGAUGGACAACCAACAAUCGUCUCAGCAGAGCUCCAUCGUGUCGCCGCAACAGAGUUCGAUGGACGCACCAUUCCAGCCUGAAGGUGGUCAGAAGCCAGAGCCCCAGGCGUCAGCGUCAGGCAUGAGCUUUGUCAAAUUCGCUUCCAAAGUGGCCACACUUUCCAAACUAAGUGGGCACAAGUCGCCUACCUCUCCUUCACCAUCUGGGACUAAAAUGGAUUUUUAAAAUAGCUUAAAUUCAUUGAGGGAUCCCUUGACAUAUCGCCAUUCAACCAUUCAAUGUAGGUAAAAAAAUGUAAAAUGUAGUCGAGUAGUUCACCAUCUGGGGUUAAGAUGGAUUAACUUUGAUUUAUUAAGGGAUCCCUUCACAUAUUGCCAUUCAACCCAUUUAAUGUACGUUAAAAAAUGUAAAAUGUAGUUGAGUAGCGCCGAGGCCAUUGAAAAAAUAAGAAUAAAGCUAUUUUUAACAAUCGAUAUCUACAAAUAAACAAUCACAUUGCAGUAAGAUGUUUUCUUUAAUCUAGAAAAUAAAAAAUACAGUAUAAACGGAUUUUAAAUCACAAGAAUAAUUACAUAUUCACAAAUAACCUCCGUAUUCUGCACAGAUGACAUAAUCUCGCGUUAAAACCGUCAGUAAAAACAAUGAUCAAAUAGUAAGCAAUAACUUUAAAGCAACAUUUAACUUACACUUUA